AUGGUAGUUAAAUGGAGAGAUACAGAGGCUAUGUUUGAAGGGAAAAGGCUGAUAUUUGAGGAGGAGAUCAUCAAUGCAGGAAAGUUCGGAAGAUGGGUUGUUGUUUGUACACGGACAGGGAUUCAUUUCUACGGGGAGGAGGACAUGACCUUGAAACGAUCAAUAAAAGCUGCUUUUGUGAAGAAGGAGGGGAUCUAUUACCAGAACAAGGAAAACAACCAUGUGAUGCUUGUUUCACACCCCUUUGAGCCCGAGGAGUUUGUGUUCUUCCACCAUGGGUUUUCCCUGAAGGAAGUUAUAUCUGGGGAUAUGAUUCUAGAAGGUGUGGGAGGAUACCUUAUCAAGAAUGUUGCGACUGAGAGGUUCGAUGUUCAAGAGAUGAUGGAGUCCUCGUGCUCUGACAUGGCUGAUGACAGCUUUGAUGAGAUCAAUAGGACCCGAAUGUUAAUUGCCUACAGGGUAGAAGGAGGGAUAAGAUGCCUUGUUGAAGACUACGAAGAAAGUGGAAGGCGUGAGGGAGGAGUAGAGAUGGAUAUUAUAGACUAUGACAACUUCAUGGUGGGGAUUCAUGGGGAUGUAGCACUAUUUGUCAAGCCUGGAAGUAGUAGGGGAGGGGUGAAGAGAAGCAAGCUGCUGUCUGAAACCACUGUAAAGUUUGAAAAGGACAUUGGAUGUUUUGUAAAGUAUAGGAUGAAGAUUUCGAAGGGCAAGUGGCUUGAGUUUUUGAGAAUUAACGACAUAUUGUUUCUCGGAAAUGAGGUUGUGUGCUCUCCAAUCAGAAUGGAUCUAUGGCCCAGGUCAAGGGUUUCCACCCGAUGGAGACAGGAUUAUUGCAAGCCUUUCUGGGAAGGAAUAAAUGAGUUGGAAAGGAACGUGCUUUCAUGUUACCCGAAGGCCAUGCAAAGAGCAUUUAUGAGCACGUUUCUUCAAAGUAAAAAGAAAAGGUUUGAUCUGUUGGAGCCUACGGAAGACAUUGUGGCAGAAGUUGAUAGUGCCUUAGAGGAGUGGUUAGCUAAGUGUAGAAGUGUGUGGGAGUUUUUAGGUAUGGAUAUUCCACAAAUGAAGGGGCUAAAGACUGUAUCCAGAUGUGAAGAACUGGUUAGAUAUGCCCGUCCCUCCUUUGUAAGCAGCAAAGAUGUGAUGAAGGUGAAAUAUAGAAGGAUCAUGAGGUGCAAUCUAGAUGCAAUUGUAAACUUGAGAUAUUCCGAUGUGAUGAAUCUUGGGUACAGGGUGAUUUAUAUGGAAAUGAAGAGAGGUGAAAUACUUAGAAGCACAAAGCCUGUAAGAUCUAUUAGAAAGCUCUGUAAGAUUGCUGAGAAACAUUUUGGGGAUCCUCGAAUGGAAGAAGUAGUUUCGUUGUUUGACGAGAAGCCAAUAACGUUUGAGAUCGAUGAGUAUGACCUAGAGAACAAGAGGGAAAAAGGGUACAUUCUCCGAACGGUAUCAAAUAUAGGAAGGGCCUAUCUGUUUUGUGGGUUAGGUGCGAUCAAGAAUAGAUACAACCCUGAACAGCUAAAGUUUCCGAUCUAUAAGAAUGGAGAAUUGAGUGAGAUUGAAAUCAAAGAGAGUGGGUGGGCAGAUUGGCCCACAUUCAACUACUCUGUCUAUAGAGGCUGUGGACUGAGUUCUUGUGACGAAGUAGCACACGACUUUAUAGAGUCAAGGAUCCUUGAGUUUGCAUCUACAGGAGUGGGAAAUGAAUUUGAGGUUGCUGGUAGGAUAUUCGCCUUUGGACUUCAAGGUAGGCUGAGUGAGAUUCAUCCUCAAAGUGUUGCACAACUUGUUACACCAAGACAUCCUGUAGUGUCCAUGGCGAUUCUGGCAGGGACGGGGAUUAGCCACAUUGGAAAGAGAGAUGAUGUACUAGGAAAGAUGUAUUUGCAUUAUCUCAAGUCCUCGCAGCCUUUGUAUAUUCAUGUUGGAUGUGUUGUUGGGCUUGGAAUGCUGUAUGCAGGAAGUGGAAAUAUACUUGUUAAGAAUGUUUUGAGGGAGGAAGCAAGUAGAGAAGGGGUUUUUAGGAACGAGCAGUACAACAGGGGAAAUAAGAUAUGGUACGACUACACAUACAGAGUCAUGGCAUCUCUUUCUAUGUCCAUGCUGUACAUGAAGACUAGCCUUGAUGUGUUCCGAUUCAUAAAGUUGAAAGACUCCCUCUGUGAGCUUCUUGCCAAUGGAAUUAUCCUCUUUGGUAGUAAGCAGAUGAGAUUUCGAAAUAAACUCCGAAGAUCUGAUGCAAGCAAGCCCGAAGAAGUUUUAUAUUCUGAGUUGUUUUCUCUUGGGUUGGAGAUGAACGAGAAUCUAGAUGUCAUUGUUGAAGAGGUGAGGAAGAAGGCUGAGAAUGCAAGUUUCUAUGAACUUUACAGGUUAUCUGGGAGGAUGUUAUAUGUGUCUGUUUAUCUUCUGUAUAAGGGUAUCUCCUUGGACCUUAGCGGAGGCCUCUUCAAAGCCAUUCUGGAUGUAUGUCUUCUUGCGGAAAGAUCUAUGAAGAGUAAUAGUGAGCUUAAGAUACUUUUUGAUACAUCUCUUGUGACGCUUUCAUUGAUAUCAAACUCGUCUUGCAAUCUUGAUGUCAUCAGGAUUCUGAGGAGACAGAUCAAGGCAACAGAGACAGGGAAGUCUUUGUCUGAACAGGUAGACUUUUUCUUCACAUCGAGCAGGUGCAAGCAAGAAGUACAGCUUUCCAUGAGGUAUGGGGAUAUUGAAAGGUACAAGCUAUGUCUUGGGAUAGUAGCUUGCGGGAUGGGGAAUCUAAAGAUUACAACCUCCUUCCACCUAGUUUUCGAUGUGAUAUCCACCUUUUUCACCUGCUUUCCAAUUUCUCCCAUGGACCAGGAAUACUUCAACAUGGCCAGGUACUUCCUCAUCUUGUCAUUGAAAGCAAAUCCAGAAGGAUUUAGAAACACAACGAAGUAUCUGAAGCAAGGGAAUAAGGGAAGUAAGGGAAAGUUGAGAAAAGACAUGUGCCGAAUCAACAAGACUUUCUUGAAGGAGUAUUCCGAAGCAUCAGAUGCAGAUAAGAGGUUUGUCGUCGAUGUUCUAACAGACUUUUACGAGCAGUAUGGUGGCAAGGAUAACUUGCUUGAUGUUGAGAUGUUGAAAAAUAUAGCUUGUAGAACCAUCUGA
Messenger RNA from Encephalitozoon romaleae SJ-2008, 3123 nucleotides. RefSeq lists its product as hypothetical. The record is from RefSeq and is a predicted model, not a curated record. The transcript has a single exon. The coding region runs from base 1 to 3123 and encodes 1040 amino acids. Lineage: Eukaryota; Fungi; Microsporidia; Unikaryonidae.